Camellia sinensis is the source of this 759-nucleotide messenger RNA. The record is from RefSeq and is a predicted model, not a curated record. NCBI's taxonomy places the organism in Eukaryota, Viridiplantae, Streptophyta, Magnoliopsida, Ericales, Theaceae.
GAUAAGACGUAGGUGAAGAAAGACGUAGGUGAAGGGGAAAGGCUUUUUCAAAGACGAAGCUGAAGGGGAAAGGGUUCUUCAAUCAAUUGAAUCGGUGGAGAUCGAGACGCAUGGCAGUCCAUUGACGCAGUCCACUUCCUUCCUCAACAAAGCAAUCACGCUUUCCAUUGAAUCAAUUUGUAAUCUGCUUCGACUUGGACUUGGCUUCAAUUUCUGAUUGUUCAUCUAUUCUAUUUGCGUAGGCCCUUUUGAGGUUCUUCAAUGCCACACGCUGGUAAGCCGAUCUUUCAAAGGUAUCCACGGCUUGAGAAGGAGUACCAGUCCUUCUCUCUUAUAUAUAACGACAGGUCACUGGAUUUGAUUUGUAAAGAUAAAGAUGAAGCUGAGAAAUGGUUUAUUAGUUUAAAAGCAUUAAUUUCGCGUGGCCAUCAACGGAAGUGGAGAACAGAAUGGAGUGCUGGUAUUCCAUCUGAAGCUAAUAGUCCCCGAACAUACACUCGAAGAAGUUCUCCUUUGAACUCUCCAUUUGGUAGUGGUGAUAGCUUGCAGAAGCCACAUUGUGCACCAAACCUGUUCGACGAAAGUCCUCUCUGAAAAUUCUUUACUAUCUAUCUAGUUUAGGAGCUUUUUAAAGAUGUAUGUUGUAAAAAGAGAUGGGCGUCAAGAGACUCUACAUUUCAAUAAGAUCAUUGCCCGUUUCAAGAAGCUCAAGGGCAUCACCACCAGCCAACUCGAUGAAUUGGCCGCUGAAACUGCUGC